Molecule: messenger RNA, 2988 nt
Organism: Sodiomyces alkalinus F11
Lineage: Eukaryota; Fungi; Ascomycota; Sordariomycetes; Glomerellales; Plectosphaerellaceae
Product: kinase-like protein
Exons: 13
Coding region: 1-2988 (995 amino acids)
Biological process (GO): protein phosphorylation; intracellular signal transduction
Cellular component (GO): cytoplasm
Molecular function (GO): ATP binding; protein serine/threonine kinase activity
Source: RefSeq, a predicted model, not a curated record
AUGCUCAACGACACCCAUGUCGAGGCCAACGACACGAGGAUUGAGAGGUGGCUUGUAUCAAAGACGUUCCAAGUGUCUUGCAAAUGGAAAGCGCACCCCAGGAUUGCCUCUCCCCGUUUAGAUGCUGUUUCCGUUUCUGUCUCGGGUCAUCUGUCAUCUCGAAGCGAAGCAUCCAAGGAUGAGUCCUUCCUUCCUGUGGCCAAGCCCAGUCCACAGUGGUCACAUGAGUGUUCUCGUUCGUCCAGCGCUUACCCGCCAAACCAUAAGUCUAAACCGCCCUCCAACUCACAGCACGGUUACUCCACCUGCAAUUCUUCUCCCCACCCUCCCUUCCUCUUCUCCUUCGUCCUCAUUCAACGAAUAUGCGAAUUGGACUUGUCCCACCCUGAACACAAACCCCGAACACCCCACCGCGAUAAAAACAACCCAGGCUUUUUCGGCGUUCCAAUUCACUGCAAAUCUCGAAUUGAACCCACCGCCGAUACCACCAUAAAACGGCACCCGUCGCACUGUUUCUUUUCCUUCUCCCCAUGCUCUCGUCAUAUCCAGUUAGACAAGGUUUUCCAAUUCCACAAAGGCGACACGACUCGACUUCUCCCUCUGUCACCCACUACCUCUAACCCGGUGGCUCUUCCCCGUCUGAUUUCCUUGCAUCGCAUCCAUUGGGCUCGGGUUCCUGCUUUUCACGCUUGUCCGCCUGGCUUGACCCAAUCCCUCUUCCGAGGAGGUGCUCUGUCCACCCUGACCGAGCACCCGAGGCGCAGCUGCAACGCUCCUCCUCCUCCCGUUGGCGCAGUUGCUGCGCCAUCCGGCCCUCCCACUUUGUCGUUUGUCGACUGCUCUUCGACUACCCUUCAAAUUCCUCUCCGACGCAUAAGCCCUCGAAUAACCAUCUCCAUUAACGACGACAAGGACCACGACGUCACUACCGGCGCAUUGUCAAACAUGCCCACCGGCUCAGCGUCCGCCCAGUACCGAGCUUCUUCCUCAAACUGUCAGUUCCAGUUGGACGACUCACAUUCCAUGACACCCCCGCCUCUGGGUACCGACCAACACUCCCGUACCGCCCCCGGCCCUCUUCAGAUCGUAACCGACAUCAACCUCGCCUCCCCGCCUCGGUCAGAUUCCCUAGGCAGGAGCCUCUCCUCGGCCUUUCAUCCCGUCUCCCGAACCCCUAGCUUUAAAAGAGCCAUUGCUGCCGCCCUAGGCACGGGAUCUGCUAUCAACUCCCGAGUGCCCAGCCCUGUGAUAUCGGCCAUGGGCGAUGUCACCCCUCUGCCGUCACCCCUCCUCUCCGGAGAUUCCCCCGGGCCUUGGAAGCGAUUUGCCAAUCGGUCGUCCUCCCGUGAUCCGAUGCCGAACGCGGCCUCCGAUGCGGCCAUUGUCUCGACCUCUAGCGAAUCGUCAGGCGCCGCUCUUCUCAAUGCGCCCAAGCGCAAAACCUACGCCAGCCUGGAGGGAGCGGAGGGGUCGGCUAAGACACCCGAGGGACUAGAAGGAUCCGGUUCCGUCGAGCGUCACGGGCGCAACCGCAGCGUCAGCGAGUAUGUUCCGGACCCUAUGUCGAUUCCGAGAAGGCAAAGCACCGUCUCAGGACCCCGCGUGAAGCCGGAAGAGUCUACGGGCUUGCGCGAGCCGCAUCUUCGUCGUGAGGCCAACCUCGCCGAAUCGCGUGGAUUAACCCCGACAGUCGCACCGCCCCCAACUCCGCCUCCGAGCGAGUCGUCCAAAGAUGCAACCGAUCCGUCCGCCACCGAGAGCAAGCCCAAGGUGCAGGCCGAGUAUUUUGAAGCUUGCCACAGAGACGGCGGAAAGAGGAGGAGAUGGCGAGCCAUCAAACUCCUCGGCCAGGGAACUUUUAGCCGGGUCAUGCUGGCCACGAGCCAGGCGAAUGGCGAGGAAGACGACGACCAGCCGAUCGCCGGCCAGCCUGGCAUCGUAACGCCUACCUCCGACAAGCCUUCGCCGCGCCGGAAGUGUCUAGUCGCUAUUAAGGUAUGCGAGCACGGCCCGAAAGGCGGUGCAAGCGAAGAGCGCAUCGAGAUGAGCCUCAAGCGCGAGUUGGAGAUUAUGCAAAGCAUACAUCACCCAUCUCUCGUCCACCUAAAAGCCUGGAACAUUGAGCCGUCUAGGGCUAUACUCGUUCUCAGUCAUUGCGCGGGUGGGGACUUGUUUGAUGUGGCCACGGCCCACCGCGAUGUUCUCCAGCCGGCCUUGCUGAGGAGGAUGUUUUCCGAGCUGGUGGGCGCGGUCCGAUAUUUGCACGACCGCAAAAUCUGUCAUCGGGACAUCAAACUCGAGACACCCGAACUGGCCGAUCCGACGGUCGACUGGACCACCUACCCAUACUCGGUAGUCACUCUCACGGACCUCGGUCUAUCCCGGCGUAUAGCCGACGACGAGAAGCUCGAAACCCGCUGCGGCUCAGAGGAUUAUGCAGCUCCGGAGGUCAUCAUGGGUUUACCUUACGAUGGCCGUGCGACGGACGCUUGGUCGUUGGGAGUCUUGCUCUACGCCCUACUCGAAUCCCGCCUUCCCUUUGACCCUUAUCCCGGAACCGGCAACGACGGUCACCGCAUGCGCAGCCGUACGAGCCAUCGGAUUGCGCGCGCCGAGUGGCGGUGGAUCCAGUAUGCUGGCGAUGACGGCAACCACGAAGGCAGCAUCGCCAAGUUCAAGGAGAAAGACAUGCUCGGCGCCAUGGAAAUUACAGAGGGGCUCCUGAUGCGAGCAAGGACGAGGUGGACGUUGGACAAGGUCGCCGCCAACGAAUGGGUUGCAGGCGCCAUUCAAGUCGAAGGCGGUAUCCAAUUUCGCGAAGAGGACGAGGGCAGAAGCAAGCUCGACAGAGGCAAGAAGAGGCAAGAAUUUCAAAUUCCCGCGCCAAGAUUGUUGACGAGGUCUUCUCGUCGCACACAGCAGAAAGAAGAAAGCAAGGGUCAUGCAACGAGAAUCGGCAUGUCCCAUGUCCCGUGGAGGAUAUUUUGA